Molecule: messenger RNA, 1341 nt
Organism: Prunus armeniaca (apricot)
Lineage: Eukaryota; Viridiplantae; Streptophyta; Magnoliopsida; Rosales; Rosaceae
Source: the annotation of a GenBank genome assembly
AUGACUUUGUCAUGGAGAAGGCUCAGGCCCGGCCGCCGUGCCUCCAAGGAGCUGCAGCUAGGCGAGCCCGCCGACGUGGAGAUGGAGCUCACCAUACCAAACCAUUUCCGCUGCCCCAUCUCACUAGACCUCAUGAAAGAUCCGGUCACCUUGUCCACUGGAAUUACGUACGACCGCCAAAGCAUAGAGACGUGGAUCGAAGCCGGAAACCUGACUUGCCCAAUUACCAACCAAGCCCUCACAUGUCUCGAGCCCAUUCCCAACCACACCAUCCGCAAGAUGAUUCAAGAUUGGUGCGUUCAGAAAAAGUCCUUCGGCAUUGAACGCAUUCCCACUCCUCGCAUCCCAAUCACUUCUCUUCAGGUCUCCGAGAUUCUCUCCAGAAUUACUACAGCAGCCAGCCAUGGUCAAAAGCAGGAUGAUUGCAGAGAUUUGGUACGGAAGAUCAAGGCCUUGACAAAAGAAAGCGAGCGCAACAAGCGGUGCGUUGUUGCUAGUGGCACGGGGAGCGUUUUAGCCGCUGCUUUUGCUGCACUUUCAUCCUCACAACGUCAAAACGUUGCCGUCUUGGAAGAAAUCUUGUCGGCUUUGACUUUGGUUUUCCCACUGGAUGGGGAGGCCUGCUCUUAUCUCGGCUCGGCUGCUUCAUUGCAUUGCAUGGUGUGGUUUUUGGAAAGUGGAGAUUUGUCCCACAGAAGAAACGCAGCUUUGGUGCUCAAAGAGACUCUUUCUUCCGAUCAUCAAAAGAUUGAUGCUUUGCUGGAGAUCGAAGGAGCUUUAGAGGCACUGGUAAAGUUGAUCAAAGAACCCGUUUGUCCUACUUCAACAAAAGCCUCCUUGGUCGUCAUGUACCACAUGGUCAACAAUAAUUUCACGUCGUCUCUUUCGAAAGAUAAAAUCAAAGAGAGACUUGUGGAGAUGGGAUUGGUCUCGUUGCUCUCGGAAAUCAUUGUGGAUGCCGAACGAAGCAUUUGCGAGAAGGCGUUGGGGGUUCUUGAUGGACUUUGCGGAAGCAAGGGAGGGAGGGAAAAGGCCUACCAUCAUGCUUUGACUAUGCCCGUUGUGGUGAAGAAGAUACUUCGGGUUUCAGAUUUGGCGACUGAGUUUUCGGUAUCCAUUCUUUGGAAGCUGUGCAAGAAUGAGGGGAGGGAAGAUGGAGGGGUGCUUGUGGAGGUCCUUCAAGUGGGCGCCUUUCAGAAGCUGUUGUUGCUCUUGCAAUUAGGGUGUGCGGAGAGGACCAAAGACAAGGCCACCGAGUUGUUGAAGGUGUUGAAUAUUCACAGGGAGAGGUUGGAGUGCAUUGAUUCUAUGGAUUUUAAGGCGCUCAAGAGGCCUUUUUGA